CUUUCGAAAGGGCCGAUUCGUAGUGAUCCGUGGCUACCAUCCCCUCUCCAUCGACGCCUCCCCCCUUCUGCCACCGCCUUGUCGCUCCGGGACCUCCCGCCGGGCGGAAUUUAUUCGCCGGCCAUCGUCAUUCCGGCCUCCCCUUCGCCCCCCGGCCGCCGACGCCCGAGGUUUUCCCAUCAGUCGGCGGAGGAGCUGACCCGAAAAAGGGAGUAAAACCUCGCGUUGUCGGUCACACAUAUCUCGCCGGACGUCAACACCCGGAGGUUAUCCGAGAAGAGGAAGCAGUCGGCUGGAAAAAGAGCCUCACAACACCCCUUUCUCGUCCAAACCCCCCCAACCCCAACAACAGCAGCAGCAGCCGUCGAUCUUCCAGACGCCCCAACAAAUGGCCUUCUCCUUCUCUACUCCCUCUCAGCCCCAACAGCAGCAGCAACCGUCGAUCUUCCAGACCCCCCAACCCCAACAGCAGCAGCAUCCGUCGAUCUUCCAGACCCCCCAACCCCAACAGCAGCAGCAUCCGUCGAUCUUCCAAACCCCACAACUCCAGCAGCAGCAGCAGCAAUUCUCGCCGUUCCCUUCGUUUGGGCAGCAGCCGCAGCAGCAGCAGAACGUCCAGUUCCAGCAGCAGCAAGCUGCGUCGAUGCCGUCACAGCAGUUGUUGCUCUUCACAGUGGAUCGGUCACCCGCGGGGUAUAAUACCAAGUGGGAGGAUUUGCAUCCUGAUUCGCAGAAGCUUCUGCUACGGAUCGAGGAGCGGAUUCUGGAGUACAAGUAUGAGAGCCAGAGAUUGGAACAAUGUAGCCGACUUUAUGAUUCAUCAGUGUCAAGCGACAGUUUUGAGUUUGACGCUAGUCGUAUUCUUCAGGAACUUGGAGGUAUCACUACUGCAAUUGAAAGAGAGAAGGUCUCAGUGCAAGAACUGAUGAAGAACGUGAAUGAUAUGAUGUGGCAUACAGAAUUUGCUGUCCGUUCAUAUAUGAUGCUUAGGCCAAGGUUUCUUCGUCAAAAUGUCCCUGCUGCUUCAGGCGUUGGUCCAACAAGUCAGACUGUUGGUGUGGCCGUAACUUCUGGCCAAACUAGUCAACUGAUGACCAGCUCCAUAUCACCAAGUUUUGAUUUCUACAGUGGGAUUCCAAAAAGACCUUCUCUAUUCAUGCACCAUACUGCUGCCAGAUUUGAGAAGUAUCUCACUGAGUGCUGCCAGUGGAUUGAAGAACUAGAGCAGCUGCUCCUGAUGGAUACUGACAAAGCCACUUCAAGCUCUUUAGAAGCUCUUCCAACAGUCAUGUCAAAUGUGCAUGAUUACUUCAUCCAUGUUGCUGCCAAGGUUGAGAGCCUCCAUCAAUAUAUUGAGUCUAUGAAGAUGGCUUAUCUUGCUGACCAGCGGCGUCGGGGUGAUGGUAACGAUCCAUUUAUUGAGGCCAACAGAAGGGAAGCAGCUAAACAAGAAGCUGCUGCCAGAAGAGUUCAUCCAACAUUGCAUUUAGCUGCAAAUUCUGCACAACCAGCGACCCAAGCUGCUGGUAUAUUUGCCAGCUCAGCAGUUUCCUUAUCGAGUGCACCACAGUUGUCUUCAGGGACUACUGCUGUAUCUUCCAGUGGUGGAUUUUCUACUUAUAGCGCGUUGCCUGCUCCUUCUACCUCUGCUUCAUCUUCUUUUCUCUUUUCAACUCCAACAGCAUCUGUUCCAUCAUCUACCCUGUUUGGCUCCUCUGGAUUUACACCUCAAUCAACUCCAUUUGGGACUGCCUCCUCUACACCUUUAUUUGGGUCUGCUCAGACUCCCUCAGGGUUUGGAACUAGUACCCCAUCUUUCGCAUCAACUCCUGCUGCGGUUUCACUGUUCGGCCCACCAUCAUAUGGCACAGGCGCCCCAGCUGGUUCGGGUGCGAGCUUUGGUGCUGCAUCUAAGUCAUCUAGGCCUAAGUCUCGUACAGCCCGGCGCUGAUUAAUCCAGGAGGGUGUCUGAUCUUAAAACCUUGUUACAGAAUUUUUUGGGCCUUAGCAGUUUAUGCACCACAUCGAGAUGAUUAUUGUACGAAGUAGAUGUGCACUAAUUAUUCUUGAUAGGUUCUGGGCAUGUUUUUCUUUAAUUUUUUUUUUCAGCAUCAAACUUGUAAGUAACCUUAUGUCAGUGCCACGUAAACUUUUUUUCCCCCGGGAAUGAGGUUGCAUGAUAACAAUGUAUUUAUCUGCUGCAGGUGUCAUAAAAUAAUAUCAAUUCCUCCAAUACUUGUCAUAAAAAACAACAUAAGUACUUUUUAGUACUUGUAGUUAGCAGAUGUGAGAUCUCAAGGAAUCUGCAGAUUUUCUACCAAGGCCAUUUGGUUAACGGAAAUGGAGUGAAUUCAUUCCCGUUGGACCCGAUUCAGGUUUGAGCCAUUUUGUGAUUUUAAAGCAGGUUUUGCUUGCAUUUGCUUUUAAAAGUACCAUCUGUUGCAAGUUGGGCAGCCUAGCAGUCGCAACCGAUGGAUUUGGUUGGGAGCAUAAUUUUUCUGUGAACAAUUGCAGUGACUUUCUUGAAUGGUAAAAUUCAUUAGAAGGCCAUGUAGUUUGGAAGCUGUUUAUUGAUGUUACAUGUACAGGUAGAUGCAUCUAACACUAUUGAUGCAUCUUGUUAUGUAAUCACGAAUAAUAAUUUUGAAUUAUGGCAUCAA
Molecule: messenger RNA, 2660 nt
Organism: Phoenix dactylifera (date palm)
Lineage: Eukaryota; Viridiplantae; Streptophyta; Magnoliopsida; Arecales; Arecaceae
Product: hydroxyproline-rich glycoprotein family protein
Biological process (GO): nucleocytoplasmic transport
Cellular component (GO): nuclear pore
Molecular function (GO): structural constituent of nuclear pore
Source: RefSeq, a predicted model, not a curated record